CGUCGUACGGUGUGGACCUCGUGCCUGUUGUUACAUCCCAAGUAGUGUUCCUUUUAUUCUAAGUUUAAUUUCGAACAGUUGCAUUUACUUUAUUUCCAAACAAUCAAAAUGGGUAAAGAAAAGAUUCACAUUAACAUUGUCGUCAUUGGACACGUAGAUUCUGGUAAAUCUACUACUACUGGACAUUUAAUUUACAAAUGUGGUGGUAUUGACAAACGUACCAUCGAAAAGUUCGAAAAGGAAGCCCAAGAAAUGGGUAAAGGUUCAUUCAAAUAUGCCUGGGUACUUGACAAACUUAAGGCCGAGAGAGAACGUGGUAUUACAAUUGAUAUUGCUCUGUGGAAAUUCGAAACAGCUAAAUACUAUGUAACCAUCAUUGAUGCUCCUGGACACAGAGAUUUCAUUAAGAACAUGAUCACUGGUACAUCACAAGCUGACUGUGCUGUACUUAUUGUUGCAGCUGGUACUGGUGAAUUCGAAGCAGGUAUUUCAAAGAAUGGACAAACACGUGAACAUGCUCUUCUUGCAUUCACCCUUGGUGUAAAACAACUUAUUGUUGGUGUCAACAAAAUGGACUCCACUGAACCCGCAUACAGUGAAUCACGUUUUGAGGAAAUCAAGAAGGAAGUAUCCUCAUACAUCAAAAAGAUUGGUUAUAACCCAGCUGCAGUUGCAUUUGUGCCAAUCUCAGGAUGGCAUGGGGACAACAUGUUAGAAGGAUCUGACAAGAUGCCAUGGUUCAAGGGAUGGAAUAUUGAACGUAAAGAAGGUAAAGCUGAAGGAAAAUGCUUGAUUGAGGCUUUGGAUGCUAUCCUACCCCCAUCUCGUCCAACUGAGAAGCCCCUCCGUCUUCCACUCCAGGAUGUCUACAAAAUUGGUGGUAUUGGAACAGUACCUGUAGGUCGUGUUGAAACUGGUGUAUUGAAGCCUGGUAUGGUUGUAGUUUUCGCUCCAGCCAAUUUGACGACUGAAGUAAAAUCUGUUGAAAUGCAUCAUGAAGCACUCCAGGAAGCAGUACCUGGUGACAACGUUGGUUUCAACGUCAAGAACGUCUCUGUCAAAGAAUUGCGUCGUGGUUAUGUAGCUGGAGACACUAAGAACAACCCACCCAGAGGAGCUUCAGACUUCACUGCCCAAGUCAUUGUACUCAACCACCCUGGUCAAAUCUCAAAUGGAUACACCCCUGUGCUCGAUUGUCACACAGCCCACAUUGCCUGCAAAUUCGCUGAAAUCAAAGAAAAGGUUGACCGUCGUUCUGGUAAAACCACUGAAGAAAAUCCCAAAGCCAUCAAAUCUGGUGAUGCCGCCAUUGUCAACUUGGUACCCACCAAGCCCAUGUGUGUAGAAUCAUUCCAAGAAUUCCCACCCCUUGGACGUUUUGCUGUCCGUGACAUGAGGCAAACAGUUGCAGUAGGAGUCAUCAAGAGCGUUGCCUUCAAAGAUCCCAGCGCCGGAAAAGUCACAAAAGCUGCAGAAAAGGCACAAAAGAAGAAAUAGUCUGCUUGGACUCCAUUACUUAAAUAAUUUUGAUAUGUUUUGUUUCUUUUAUAUAUUAAUAUUGGAGUAUCAAUGUAUUUUUAAUAACUAAUGGACUUACUUGCAUUGCAUUAUUUGUGAUCUGUAAAUUAAACUUGGACAAAUAAAGAAAAAAAUUAACUUCUGAA
Diabrotica balteata is the source of this 1664-nucleotide messenger RNA. The record is from the annotation of a GenBank genome assembly. Lineage: Eukaryota; Metazoa; Arthropoda; Insecta; Coleoptera; Chrysomelidae.